UCGCACCUUCCCUUCUUGCUAACGUGCAUGCUUGUUCCCAAAGGUGGCUGAAGCCAUGGAGAUCAUGCUAAUAGCUGUCGUGUCCCCCCUCAUCCGAUGCGAGUGGCAGCUUCAUGACUGGCAGGUGGCUCUAGUGACAACGGUGAGUGACUUGUGCUCCCCCCAUGCAAGUCAUCCACCACAAGGGCAGUGUCUGCAGCACCACCAGGCUUCAUAACAUGUUUCCCAAUAGACCAGAUAAAUUCCAAGGCCUCCUCUCAGGGACAGGCCACAGCUUUAAAAUUCCAGGAAGCAAGAUGUCAUGAGCACACAUCCAUGCCCAAAAGUGUAAAGCCAAAAUGAGCCCCCAGUUCCUGACUCCAGAAAUCCUUGCCACCCUUCACUUUGAGGACUGACACUAUGCAUAGCUCCAGCACGGCAGUUCAUCCGCCUGCCUAGAAAGCAUUUAGCUCACCUGCAUUUUUAGAGAGCAGAGCUGCCUGGUGCUGCUGGGAACGAGCACCCCACAGCUGUCUUCCAAUUCCCUGUAGAUGGUGUUUUUUGGCUACAUGGUCUUCAGCAUAGCGCUCGGGCUCCUGGCCGACAGGUAUGGACGCUGGAAGGCUUAUCAUAAAAACGGAAUUUUUACCUACCAAGUACCGAGGAUACAUGCUGCCCUUAUCCCAGGUGUUCUGGUUGGCAGGAUCCUUGUUAAUCAUUGGCCUGGCAUCAGUGGUGAACCCAACCAUCGGCUGGCGGUGGUUGAUCAGAAUUGCCUCCAUCCCCGGCAUCAUUCUCAUCCUGGUGUUCAAGUUCAUCCCUGAGUCGGCACGGUACAACGUGUCCACGGGGAACACGGCGGCUGCCCUAGCCACACUGAGGAGGAUAGCCGAGAUAAACCGGGCGGCGAUGCCCGAGGGGGUGCUGCAGGAGCCCCCCAAGGAAAGAAGAGGAAGGUUCAAAGACCUCAUGCAUCCCAAAUACCUAAGAACCACUCUGCAGAUAUGGAUCAUAUGGCUUGGCAUAGCUUUCGCUUAUUACGGAGUCAUCUUGGCCAGCGCUGAGCUGCUGGAGCGGGACCUGAGCUGUGGCUCCACAGCACCAAUGGGGGAGGACCCAGGCCCUGUCUCGGAGGAGAGCCGCAGCCCCUGCCACUGCCGCCCGUUUGGCCCUUCUGCGUACCAGACCAUGAUCAUCAGCACCGCUGGGGAGAUCGCGCUAAAUCCUGUGAACAUCCUCGGCAUCAACUUCCUCGGAAGACGCCUGAGCCUGUGUAUCACCAUGGGAUGUACGGCGCUCUUCUUUCUUCUCCUUAAUAUCUGCACCUCCAGUGCAGGCAUGACUGGUUUUCUCUUUGUGCUUCGUGCCUUGGUUUCAGCAAACUUCAACACCAUCUACAUUUACACUGCAGAGGUUUAUCCCACUACGAUGCGAGCUCUGGGGAUGGGAACAAGUGGAUCAUUGUGCCGUGUUGGAGCGAUGGUGGCACCAUUUAUAUCACAAGUUCUUAUGAGUGCUUCUUUCCUUGGGGCCCUGUGUCUUUUCUCAUCUGUGUGUGCUGUGUGUGCAAUCUCUGCGUUCACACUGCCCAUUGAGACCAAGGGCAGGGCACUGCAGCAAGUAAAAUGAAAGCAUGUAUUUGAUGAUAGAGUGGAAGAGACGUUUGGAAGCUGUCAUUUCCUGUGAGCUGCAUUUGAUGGUGAUUGCUUCUCC
Molecule: messenger RNA, 1692 nt
Organism: Oxyura jamaicensis (ruddy duck)
Lineage: Eukaryota; Metazoa; Chordata; Aves; Anseriformes; Anatidae
Gene: SVOPL
Product: SVOP like
Exons: 11
Coding region: 589-1608 (339 amino acids)
Biological process (GO): transmembrane transport
Cellular component (GO): membrane
Molecular function (GO): transmembrane transporter activity
Source: RefSeq, a predicted model, not a curated record